UGUGUCACAUGACUGCAUGUAGAAAAGCCGAGAGUCAUGUGAAACAUUGAGCAUUGCGAGCUAUUUUCCCCUCAAAGCACGCCACUGAAGGUUUAUUAUAACUAGUUUUGUAAAGCAAAAUGGUGCCAAACCCGUUAGAAACUAGUAGUGGGGUUGUUUUAAUAAAAAAAGCAGGGCUCUGUUUGUAAUAGCAGUGCAGAGUUGAGCACAAAGCGGUGCUUUUAGCAGCUUGCUAAGAUAAUUUAGUAGGUUAGUUAGCACACAGUUAACUAAUGGCAGGCAAGAGUAAGAAGAGUGAAGCUAAUUCAGCAGCCUUUACAUUAUGCGUGGAGCCUGACAGUGGCAAGCAGCAAGCUCAGGUCAGAGUGGUGUCCCAGUCUAAAUGGCAAAGUUGGAUAAGAAAAGUGACUCUGCUAGUACCGUACAUGUGGCCCCGGUCGAGCGCCCCACUGCAGGCUCUUGUCUUCCUGUGUGUCUGCCUCCUGGGCCUGGAGAGACUCAUCAAUGUGUUAGUGCCCAUCUACAGCAAAAACAUAGUGAAUCAGUUAUCAGAAAAGGAGAAUUGGAGAAGCCUAGCAAUCACUGUGUGUAUCUACGUCCUUCUCAAGUUCCUACAGGGUGGGGGAGCAGGGACAUCAGGUUUUGUCAGUAACAUGCGUUCUUUUCUGUGGACACGUGUUCAGCAGCACACCAGUCGCACGGUGCAGCUGGAGUUGUUUGCCCACCUGCAUGCCCUGUCUCUGCGCUGGCACCUGGGCAGAAAAACGGGUGAUGUCCUGCGCAGCAUCGACCGUGGCACAGCCUCCGUCAGCCACCUAUUAGACUAUAUUGUGUUCACCAUGCUGCCAACUAUAGCCGACAUCAUCAUUGCCAUCAUUUACUUUGUGUCUUAUUUCAACGCCUGGUUCGGCCUCAUCGUCUUUAUCUGCAUGCUCCUCUACCUCACACUGACUAUAAUCAUCACAGAAUGGAGAACCAAGUACAGGCGUGAAAUGAACACGCAGGACAACAACGCCAAGUCCAAGGCAGUAGACUCGCUUCUCAACUUUGAAACUGUGAAGUACUACAAUUCAGAGAAUUAUGAAGUCAGGCGCUUUGAGGAUGCUAUAUUAAAAUAUCAGACCUCAGAGUGGAAGACAAAUGCCUCUCUUGCCCUGCUAAACCAAACCCAAAACUUGAUCAUAGGCUCUGGUCUGCUUGCUGGAUCUCUGCUCUGUGCCUACUUUGUCACAGUGGACCAGUUCCAGGUUGGAGACUAUGUUCUGUUUGGGACCUACAUUGUCCAGCUUUACAUGCCUCUCAACUGGUUUGGCACAUACUACAGGAUGAUCCAGGCUGCAUUUGUAGAUAUGGAGAACAUGUUUGAGCUCCUAACUGAGGAGAAAGAGGUGAAAGACGAUACGAAUGCAGCAGAUCUGCUGUGUACUGAAGGGAGAGUUGAUUUCCAUAAUGUAUGUUUCAGGUACACUGCAGGGAAAGAAAUUCUCAGAAAUGUCUCCUUCACAGUGAUGCCCGGUCAAACAGUAGCCCUAGUUGGACAAUCAGGGUCGGGCAAAAGCACCAUCAUCCGGCUGCUUUUCCGUUUUUAUGAUGUGCAAGAAGGCUGCAUCCUUGUUGAUGGUCAGGACAUCUCAAAGGUGAAACAGAGCUCUCUCCGUUCUUACAUUGGAGUGGUCCCUCAGGAUACCGUUCUCUUUAAUGACAACAUCCAGGAGAACAUCCGGUAUGGAAGGAUCAGUGCCACUGACCAGGAAGUGGAAGAUGCCGCCUUGGCUGCUGAUAUCCACCAUAGGAUUCUUUCCCUUCCAGAUGGAUAUGACACUCAGGUGGGGGAGAGGGGCCUCAAGCUAAGUGGGGGUGAGAAGCAGAGAGUGGCCAUCGCUCGCACCAUCCUCAAAGCCCCCCGAAUCAUCUUACUGGAUGAGGCCACUUCUGCUUUGGACACACAAACAGAGCGCAAUAUCCAGGCCUCGCUUACCAGAGUGUGUGCAAGCAGGACAACUAUUGUGGUGGCACACAGGUUAUCCACUAUAAUCGCAUCGGACCUGAUUCUAGUCCUGCAUGAAGGCCAGAUUGUGGAACGUGGAAGACAUGAGGAGCUGCUGGCCAUGCGGGGGCCAUACUCAGCCAUGUGGCAAAAACAACAGCAGCAGCAGGAUCUAGAACCUGGUGCAUCCUCACAUACAGAAACAAAAGAGCAGCAAGAUGGAGAAUGACUGAGGUCCAGGUAAAAGUGAAGGAUCCAAAGAAUGAAAUAUAUCAGGUGUGAAGAAGAAAAUGUUCAACAGAACUUCAUUAGCAUUCACUGCUGGGGACAAGCUGGUAUUUUAUUUAAAGGAUUUAAAGUUUAAAUCCUUAUAACAUGCUGAUUAAAUGUGUAAGACAUUUGCAUUAAGUAAAAUACAAACUCAGUUGUGUGCUUUAAUCUCUGCUUUCUCAGGGAACCAUUUUUGUUCAUUUUACCAAACUGGUGCCAUCUAUGGUGUACCUAUGAAUUGCCUGUGAAGUAGCGCUCAUCUAUUAACAAUUGUUAUCUCUGCAAAAAUGUCUUGUGAGAGGUGAAGUACCACCUAGAUGGGUAUUUGUUUGCCUCGUGAACAGUAACAGAAGUAUCUGCGCUGUCGCUAGAAAGAUUUAAACCCUUUGCAAUAUUCUGUUUUUCUCCAUGAAUUUGACUUGAAAUGUGAUCUGAUCUUUAUGUAUGUCCUAUAACUAGAUCAACAGAACCCAGUGAAACAAAUGCAAUCGUCAUAGUUAUUACACGUACAUUUAUUGAGCAUUAUUUAUCCAUGAACCUUUGCUUUCAGUAACUGGUGUGACCCAGUUUAUCAGCAACUCCUACCAAAUGUUUCUGGAAACUGGUGAACAAUCCUGCACAAUGGGUUGGAGGAUUUUUGACCUAUUCCUCUUGAAUAACUGCUUAAACUCAGGGCUUCCUUGCACAAAACUACUCUUUUUAGGUCCUUCCACAACAUUUCUAUUGAAUUAAGGUCUGGACAUAGACUUGGCUAUUUCAAAAAUGUUAAACUUCUUUAACCAUUUCUUUGAAGAUUUACUUGUAUGCUUAGGGUUGUUGUCUUGCUUCAUGUCGCACUUACAUUUAAGCUUCAGUUGACGGAUACCCUGGCGUUCUCUUAUUCAACUUGCUGGUAAAAUCCAGAAUUCAAAAGUCCAUCAAUAAUGGUAAUCUGUCCUGGAGCAGCGGCAGCUAAACAGCCAAACGUGAUACUGCCACCACCAUGCUUUACAGCUGGGAUAAGUUAUGGUAGAAUGCGCUGUCAGGAUUUUUGCAAAAAAUGAUGCUUUUUGUUUAAAUGAGAAGAAUCUAUUUUGGAUUCAUCUGUUCACAGAAGAACUAGGUUUCUGGCUAAUUGACAUGGUUUUAGCAGACUUUAGAUGGGGUGCAGUUUUCUUUUUGGAUAGUAGUGGCAUCCUCUUUGCUAUGCAAUUUAUGCUCUUGAAACAUUAGAGGGCCUUCUAAACUCACACCUGUUUGCUGUCCCCUUAUUGAAACUUCAUUACCCCUUUCAAUAAACUCAUAGUCCUAGAGGUUCACAUACUUUUUCAAACAAUGUUGCAUAAUUUUUCUCAAUAAAUGAAUGUAAAGGCGAUAAUGGUUUGGCCUAAUCGUUCAGUUGGGAUCUGUUUAUCAGGUUUGAAGACUUAGAUGAAGAUGUGGCCACAUUUCAGGUCAAACAUUUUCAGAAAUACAGAAAAUUGUAAAGGGUUAAAAAAAACCUUUCCAGCAGCGCUGUAGUUUGAGAUGAAUGAAGAAAAGGGACACGGUUAAUAAACAACAGAAUUUAUAAGAAAAUCAGUGUUUUACAGACUUUGGUUUACUCCUGUUGUUUCACUGCUGCUAAUGUAAUACAACUCAAUGUAUUUUUUAUAAGACAU
Messenger RNA from Hemibagrus wyckioides, 3897 nucleotides. It is a transcript of the gene abcb6b, whose product is annotated as ATP-binding cassette, sub-family B (MDR/TAP), member 6b. The transcript has 18 exons. Gene Ontology annotation, molecular function: ATP binding; ATP hydrolysis activity; heme binding. The coding region runs from base 273 to 2216 and encodes 647 amino acids. Gene Ontology annotation, biological process: transmembrane transport; heme transport. Gene Ontology annotation, cellular component: membrane. Lineage: Eukaryota; Metazoa; Chordata; Actinopteri; Siluriformes; Bagridae. The record is from RefSeq and is a predicted model, not a curated record.